Messenger RNA from Apaloderma vittatum (bar-tailed trogon), 1027 nucleotides. RefSeq names its product phosphoinositide-3-kinase, regulatory subunit 5 (gene PIK3R5). The annotation marks the transcript as partial. Lineage: Eukaryota; Metazoa; Chordata; Aves; Trogoniformes; Trogonidae. Gene Ontology annotation, biological process: G protein-coupled receptor signaling pathway; positive regulation of MAP kinase activity. The transcript is spliced from 9 exons. Gene Ontology annotation, cellular component: phosphatidylinositol 3-kinase complex, class IB. The record is from RefSeq and is a predicted model, not a curated record. Gene Ontology annotation, molecular function: 1-phosphatidylinositol-3-kinase regulator activity.
CCCUCUCCCACCUUCUCAUAGGCUCAAGGAGAGCACCUGCCCCUCACUGACAAGGUACUUCAAGCUGCAGUUUUUCUACAUCCCUGUGAAGAGGAGCUGCUUGGCUCCAUCGACCCCGCUGAUGCAUCACUCCCCUUGCCUGGGUGACCCACAGCUCCGCACCUCGGCGCAGGGGGAUCCCACCUGGGCUGGGAUGGAGAGCAGCACCAACGACAUCUCCCACUACAUUGGCAUGUUGGACCCGUGGUAUGAGCGCAACGUCCUUGGGCUGAUGAACCUGCCCAUGGACGUCCUGUGUCAGUCUGCCAAGCCAGAGGCUGAGCCCCAGGAGGACUCCCAGGAGCAGCUGCCCAUCCUGGCAGAUAUGAUCCUCUACUACUGCCGCUUCGCCACGCGCCCCGUCCUGCUGCAGCUCUACCAGACGGAGCUCACCUUCAUCGGGGGAGAAAAGAUGACUGAAGUCUUCAUCCAUUCCCUUGAGCUGGGCCACUCAGCAGCCACGCGAGCCAUCAAGGCGUCAGGUCCGGGCAGCAAAAGGUUGGGCAUCGAUGGAGACAGAGAAGCAAUCCCGCUAACACUACAGAUCGCCUACAGCAAGACAGCCAUCAGUGGAAGAAGCCACUGGAAUGACAUCGAGAAGGUCUGCACAUCCGUCAACCUUAGCAAAGCCUGCAAGAAGUAUGAAGAACUAGCCUCAAAGACAGAGUGUCUCAACUUAACCAUGACGGAGGUGGUCAAAAGGCAAAACUCCAAAUCUAAAAAAAGCUUCAAUCAGAUCAGCGUGUCCCAGAUAAAAGUAGACAAAGUCCAGAUUAUUGGUGUCCAGUCCUCCUUCGCUGUGUGCCUGGACCAGGACGAGCAGAAGAUCCUGCAGAGCGUCACCAGGUGUGAGAUCUCCGUGUGCUACAAACCCAGGGACAGCGAUCUCUUUGCACUGAGAAGCUCUUCUUUGCCUCCCCAGGACCCCUCUGAGUUUCAUUCUCUCCUGUGUUUACCCAUUGCUACCUUCAGUGGAGCACUGCCGUAG